AUGGGCUGUGGGGGGAGCACUCUACCGACCAGCCUAGACGCUAGGCCUUUUGCAGGCCUGGACGGCUCUCAGCAGGAUAAGACGUCUAAUAAUGAAAGAAAGGAAGAUCUCAAUGAUAAUAAUGAGAUUGUUGUUGUGCAGAAUAGGAGUCCUGAUCUCAAACCGGAGAUUCAUAUCGAAGACUUGAGCUCGGAUGUGACACAUAAGAAAAUGCCAGAGAAUUUCCACCCCAAUGUUGUAAGUCCUGCUGUGGCAGAUAAGAUCCGUGCUUCCCUAGUCCAGGGCGAGCUAUACUGCGAUCCAGACUUCCCAGCUGAUGACGUCAUUCUCUCGGGCACGAUUGAGGACAAAGACCAGUAUGGCGACAUCUUGUGGAAACGACCACAGGAAAUGGUUGAUGCACCAAGCCUCUUGGUUGGAGGAGCAGGAAGAAACGAUGUCAAACAAGGCAUUCUGGGUGAUUGCUGGUUCCUGUCGUCGUGUGCUGUCGUAUCGCAACAAGUCCAGUUCAUGAAUAGGAUCAUUCCACCCAACCAGCCGCUGUACGGUCCCGACUACCAGGGUCUUGUGGAGUUCCGAUUCUGGCAGUAUGGAGAGUGGGUCACAGUUGUGAUAGAUGAUCGUCUGCCUACCCAAGAUGGAAGGCUGAUAUUCGCAAGAUGUGUUGAUCCGAAUGAAUUUUGGAUUUCCUUAUUGGAAAAGGCUUAUGCAAAACUCCAUUAUACAUACGAAGCACUAGGUGGAGGUCAGACCAUGGACGCCUUAGUUGACCUGACGGGCGGCCUAGCGGAGAGAUACGAAAUGACAUCGGUCGACUACAACAUGUACAGACAAAUACAACGCGCAUUUAAAAACGGAGGCUUUAUCGCCUGUUCGAAGAAGGGAAACUGGAAGACUGCCAAUCAGGCUGAUCCUAAUGGACUUGUAGCAGGACACGCUUAUUCUAUCACUGAUAUAAAGAGGAUCCGCCAUAAAAAGGGAGAAGAGCGGUUAGUUAGGAUAAGGAAUCCAUGGGGCGAUGCAACAGAAUGGAAAGGAUCUUGGAGUGAUGCAGAUUCUAAUUGGAAUUGGGUCGACCAAGAUACGAAGGCUGCCUUACAGGUUGAGAGAAAGUCAGACGGCGAGUUCUGGAUGAGUUAUAAGGAUUUCUGUAAACAUUUCUCAGAAGUGACGAUCUGUACUGUCGGCCCUGACUUUGACGGGGAUGGAGUGGCUGAUAAUGUUGGGUGUGUGAAAACGUCCCCAGGAAAAUGGAUCUGUGGGUUAUCAGCAGGGGGAUGCAGAAAUGAUGUUGAUUCAUUUGCGACGAAUCCCCAAUACCUUUUGCAUUUGACAAAAGCAGACAAGUUCGACGUGAGGACUGACGAUCCAGAGAUGGAGGGCAAGUGUAAUGUUGUAAUAGCAUUGAUGCAGGAUCACAGGGAGUCCAGGCAGAAGAUGGAAUAUCUACAGAUUGGAUUCGUUCUAUAUCAGACAGAAGACCCAAGUCAGCGCCUACCGCCACGUCACUUCCGAUAUAAUUACGAUUCGGGAAAAUCAGGAGUUUACAUCAACUACAGAGAAGUUAGCAAUCGAUUUGACCUUGAUCCUGGUUAUUACGUCAUCAUCCCGUCGACAUUUGGUGCACAAGAAACGGGAUCAUUCAUCCUUCGAGUCUUUGGUCAGGAAAACUUUGAUUUGAGUCCUAUAUGAAGACACUUUGAGCGCUCAACAACUGCAUUUGGAUCCAAGUAGACUCUCUACACCACCUAGUCACACAAGCCCAUUCUAAGGUGCUCGACCAGUGCUCAAGACUAAUAUCAUGUUUACAUGGUUCAUCUCUCUCACCAAAACCGUGUUUGAUAUAAUUAUAGUAUUAGCGAACAGACUCUAGGGGAACCAAUGGGCUAUGUCAGGAGGAAAUAACGUAAUUCCCCCCUGGUCAUGUAUAAACCCCACCAGGACAGUCUGAUGUGGUCACAUCAAACAAAACCUUGUCGGGAUCUUGUGAUAUAUAGAUAUAACAACAAGGGACUACACAUACUUUGCAUUCAGCUGCAGGUUUGUUUUUUCUUUGGGCCGUCCAUAAAGUAUGUAUGCACCAAGGAGGGAGAGGGGGGAGGUGCCAGAGCGUGCCAGUCUUGUCCUAUUUAGGGAUAUAUCUUUACAUUUCCUUGGUAGGCUGCUUUUGCACAUGAACACCAUCUUUUUUUUAUACAUUUUGUAUGAAUCUGUGAUAAUGUAGAUCAGAGUUUCUUAUCUGUGUAAAGUGGAACCUCCCUUAGCAGACGCCCUUCUGUUGAGGCCAGUACUUUGUAGUCCUGAGCUUGUCGUUAUUAGAGAGGUUCUACUUUACUUUUGACCAAGUUAUGUUAAACUAAAAUGUGUUUUCCAUGAUUUUACUAUUAAACAUAUUUGUAUAUCUGGUGGUCAUUCCUUAGGCUGACUCAAUCAAGCAAGUCACAUUGAGGUUGUGAAAAUGUUCAUGAUUCUCUAAAACCCAAUGCCAUCUUCCAUGUCCUUAACGUGUGUCCUAUGUGUUUCUUAUUUCAGUCGUUCAGGAUUGAAAUGGUCAACAAUAAA
Molecule: messenger RNA, 2562 nt
Organism: Lineus longissimus
Lineage: Eukaryota; Metazoa; Nemertea; Pilidiophora; Heteronemertea; Lineidae
Product: calpain-A-like
Exons: 11
Coding region: 1-1692 (563 amino acids)
Biological process (GO): proteolysis
Cellular component (GO): cytoplasm
Molecular function (GO): calcium-dependent cysteine-type endopeptidase activity
Source: RefSeq, a predicted model, not a curated record